GGGCCAAAGGGUCUCAGGAGCUGGGCAGGUGGAGGGGGAGGCGCAAAGAGGACAGUCUCCACCAGCCAGCCAGCCAGCCACGGCUUGGACCCCAUCAUCUUCUCCCCUCUUCCUUCCUCCUUUCCUCCUUUCCUUCCUUCCUUCCUUCCUUCCUUCUCUCCCCAAGUUGGUGGCGAAUGACUUGCGGCGAUCUCAUGGAUUUCGUGGGAUGUUCUGAGACAAGGUGCAUGGGCCAGUUCCUUCCUCCGACACGCAGCCUGCGGCAGAUGGGAUCCCUCGGCGGCGGCCUCCCAUCCAAGUCCUAACCAGAGGCAACCCUGCUUAGCGUCCAAGCGAUAGGUCCGCGGAGGUUGUCCGGCCCGCGUGCCCGGUUGUCUUCCCCUGAAGCCCGUUGCCGGCAGUGUGUGGAGCCCGCCCCACACCUGCCCCCGGCCACGCCACGGCCUUUACUUGCGUCUUCCAGUGUUUCCCCUGCGACCCCUCCUGUGGGAGCGCCUCCUGGGCCGCCCACGAGUUCCCCCCGAGCUCGGUGGCGCCAAUGGUGAAGAUGACCCGCUCCAAGACCUUCCAGGCCUACCUGCCUUCCUGCCACCGCACCUACAGCUGCAUCCACUGCAGGGCACACCUGGCCAACCACGACGAACUCAUCUCCAAGUCUUUCCAAGGAAGCCAAGGCCGGGCCUAUCUCUUCAAUUCCGUAGUUAACGUGGGCUGUGGCCCGGCAGAAGAACGGGUUUUGUUAACGGGGCUGCAUGCGGUUGCUGACAUUUACUGUGAAAACUGCAAAACCACGCUGGGGUGGAAAUACGAACAUGCGUUCGAAAGCAGUCAAAAGUAUAAAGAAGGCAAAUACAUAAUUGAGUUAGCGCACAUGAUCAAGGAUAACGGCUGGGAUUGAGUGGCGACGGGUUUAAAGCAUGCCCACAAUCCAUGUGCAAGA
Molecule: messenger RNA, 940 nt
Organism: Anolis sagrei ordinatus
Lineage: Eukaryota; Metazoa; Chordata; Lepidosauria; Squamata; Anolidae
Product: protein yippee-like 2
Source: RefSeq, a predicted model, not a curated record